AUGCAGAGAAAAGCAUUUGCAGUGCCAUCCAAGGAGUGUCUGCCCCAGAGCCUGGUGACAGGAGCCCAAGCAAAGAAGUGCCUGAAGCAUUUCUGCGAGUUCUGCAUCAAGGACUCCUUCAACGAGACGCACGUAUUGCAACUCUUCGAAGCUUCUAGCCGGCUGGAUGUGGAAGGGACCCAGGCCGUUCGGGCCAUGGCGCUGGAUUUCAUCAUCUCCAACUUCCACACGGUCUGCCAGCAGCCAGCCCUUGAGCAGUUGGACAGGUCACUGCUCGUGGAGAUCAUGCGAGGAGUGGCUGAUCGUUUGCAUCCCCCACCACAUGUGCAGACCGUGCAGUUGGGAUGA
Molecule: messenger RNA, 348 nt
Organism: Durusdinium trenchii
Lineage: Eukaryota; Dinophyceae; Suessiales; Symbiodiniaceae
Source: the annotation of a GenBank genome assembly